UUUUUGCGUAAUUACAAUUAAUUUAUUGAUUUAUUCUAAUUGCAUGUCUUUUAUUUGAAAUUCAGUUAAAUGAAAUUUUUCAUGAAAUAGUGUAUAACUAAUAAGUAUAGGAACGUUGCUAAAACAUGUGUAUAGGACUAAUAUAACUUCGUCAGUGAAUUUGAAAACGUUAAACUUUAACGCCAACCAUGAAAAUAGACAGCAAACCUUUGCGGUACGCUCAUGCUGAAGGCUAUACGGAUGUCUGCUACAGCGAGGAUGGAAGGCACAUAAUUACCUGUGGUCAUGAUGGUGAUGUUAGAAUUUGGCUGGGUAUUGAGGAUGAUGAUCCAAAUUCUCACUGUGUUGGUGAGAACGCCCUUGCAGUGUGUUUCAAAGACAACAGACUGUAUGUGGCUACAGAUAACCAUGCAGUUCAGGCUUAUACAUUUCCAGCUUUUGAUAAGGAUGGAAUUAUUACAAGGUUCACUGCACCCGUCACACAGAUUAUAUCAAAACCAAAAAUUGAGGCUUUGGGAUGUACUUCAGAAAACAUGGAAGCAAAGAUUUGCAGUCUUGAAGGUGGUGCUCCCUUGUUUGUGAUGCCGGAGCACAAGGGUCCUGUCCUUAGUAUCGCAAUAUGCCCACACAUGAAAUAUGCUUGUACAGCUUCCGGAGAUGGUGCUAUGAAGGUCUGGGAUAUUGAUACACAGAAAGUUGUUAAAGAGGUCUCAUGUGUUCCAAAAAUUAAUACUUUCUUUGCUGCCAAAGUUUUAUGUCGAAUGGAUUUUGAGCCAUCGGAGGGAAAAUAUCUAGCUUAUCCACACAAUAGAGAAAUUAUUGUACUUGACUGCGAAAGCUGGAGUCAACGUAUGGCAUUCACUCAUAGUACCAUAAAAUGCGCAAUAUCCCAAUGCUUAUUUUCCCCCUGUGGGCAGUAUUUAGCUGGCAGUACAGUCGCUGGUCAAAUAGCUGUGUGGGAGGUGGAGUCAGGGACUUGUAUAGGGAUUAUUGAGCAUCCCACUUCACAUAAUGUUUCUGCUCUUGCUUGGAAUCCUAAAGGCAAUGGAAUCCUUGUGUACUGCGAUGUGGCGGGACAAUUGGGCAUGUUGGUGAACUGCUACGGCCAGGAUAGUAACAAAACAGAUGACGACGAUAUUGAAAUGGUUGAAAGAGCUGACGGUGAUGACAACGACGAAUUACUGGACAACCUCAUUGAAAACUACGAGAGUGAUGACGACAACGCCAUAUCGUUGGAGAAGAUAAAGAACGAAGCCCUCGGUUUAGUUGAGAAGGGUGAUUCGAGGCCGGUGUCAGUGGCGCCUCCGUUUGCGCCUAGCACGGUACCUCCGCAAGCACCCUUCCAGCCCUCAUCUACCCCGGUGCAUUUAGAGCAUAGGUACAUGUGUUGGAACGAAAUCGGUAUUGUCCGUUGUCAUACUGCAGAAAACGGAGAGUCGAGCAUCGACGUGGAAUUCCACGACUCGGGCAUUCACCACGGCAUACACCUAAACAAUUACCUCAACCACACCAUGGCCAGCUUGUCUUCACACGUUUUGGCGUUAGCUUGCGAGACGCCUAGUAAAUUGGUGUGCAUAUCACUAGUGGGCAGUAGUAAGGAAUGGAGUGUGUCGAUGCCAGACACAGAGGAAAUCCUUUGUGUGGCCGCCACCAGCGGAUUGGUUGCCGUUGCUACCAACGCGAGGCUGCUCCGACUCUUCACGUCUUGCGGGACUCAGAGACAAGUGAUAUCGUUAGCUGGUCCGGUCGUAGCUUUAGCGGGAUUUAGCACCACAGUGCUUGCGACGUACCACCAUACAGACCCCGGCCUCUCGGACCAGCACCUCGCCGUGGAUAUUGUGGCCCUUAAUGGUCGUCAAGUACGUAGCAAAACCGUCCUUCUGCCACUAACCCCAGGGUCUAAAUUAUCCUGGAUCGGCACCACGGAUGUGGGGUCACCGUGUGCAUAUGACAACACCGGCGUAUUAAGACUGUAUGACGUUUCCAGCGGUGUGUGGAUGCCUAUAUGCGACACCACUUCCCAUUCUAAAGGAGCUUCGGAUUCUUGGUUCAUAGUUUCGAUAUGUGAGCCGACACAAAAGGUGCGAGCGAUACUUUGCCGCGGAGCAUCGUUCCCUGUCACAGUACCUAAGCCAAUUGUUGCUGAACUCCCUAUACAGAUUCCCCUUUGUGAAAUGGACACCGAAAAAGGCCAAUACGAGGAACAAUUAGUGCGAUGGGCGCACACUACAUCGGAGGUUGACGUAAAGGCCGCUAGAGAAACAGCUCUAAAAUUAUUUGCUCUCGCAUGUCGAAGCGAAAUCGAACAAAGAGCUCUCGAACUGAUGGAGCUACUGAAGGACGACCGAUUACUUCCCCUUGCGGCUAAGUACGCGUCGAGAUUGGGCCGAAUGCAUUUGGCUGAUAAAUUAUCAAAUCUGGCUGACACGUGGGAAAGAGAGUCCGACAAAUUCAAUGUUGCACAGAACUCUCACUUCCAAGAACUAGAAACGCAGGAAACUUAUGACGUCACUAAUACAGAGCAGGACCUUAAUGCAAGUCUGAUUAUACCACAGAAAACUGUUAAGAAGAAAACUGAAAAUGACAAUCCCAUAAAACCAGUCCCAAUAAAAUCAUCACCUGGCGGUGCGCGGAAUCCGUUUAGGAAACAACUGGAAACAGCCAAGUUAGUUCAGAGUCCACUAAGCUUGACCGAAAGGACGCUUGUAGAGGUGCACGCUACUGAAGACCAAACUGAAAAUGGUGAUCAUUUAAAACCAAACGAGGGGGAAACAUUUGUUGAUUGGUUUUCCCGCAACAAAUCAUCAUUGGAAAAGGAAAAUCCCGAUCUUACACCAUCUGAGUUAACGCGUCAUUGUGUGAGAACAUUCAAAGCGCUUCAAAGCAAAAACACAGAUAAUGGACUAAAGCGAAAGCUUAAUGAGAGCAUUGAAGAACCCCCACUUGCGAAUGCUCCGAAACAGUCUAAACUAAGUGCCUUCUCGUUUUCAAAGAAGACUUAAAACUUAUUUAUUAUUCUUAAUUAAGGAAAUCAGGUUUUUUAAAAGUUUGGAAUAGUUAAAAAGAAAUUCAGGACUACUACCCUCAAAUUCAAACAAUAUCUUGUCAUCGAGGUAUGGCGAAAAAAAAACAGUGUAUAUGACAAAACAAGAUUUUACUUCCAGCGACGUGCCUUAACCAACGUUUUAUUUCUACUUCGGUUUUUUCUAAGUGUGUGACCUAAAAACAUAUCAAAUGUGUUAAAAUAAGCAAAUUAUGUAUAUAACGACUGAUGCAGGACACGGUCCUACCUAGAUUUAAGUAACACAGUAAGAUACCAUUUUUGAGCAAUUUUUUACUUUAUUUCCACUGUAACUAAAAUAUACUAUUUUAACUCAA
Pararge aegeria (speckled wood butterfly) is the source of this 3378-nucleotide messenger RNA. It is a transcript of the gene Ctf4, whose product is annotated as WD repeat and HMG-box DNA-binding protein 1. Bases 189 to 3002 code for a protein of 937 amino acids. Gene Ontology annotation, molecular function: protein binding; chromatin binding. Gene Ontology annotation, biological process: DNA-templated DNA replication; mitotic cell cycle; DNA repair. The transcript has 16 exons. Gene Ontology annotation, cellular component: nuclear replication fork. The record is from RefSeq and is a predicted model, not a curated record. NCBI's taxonomy places the organism in Eukaryota, Metazoa, Arthropoda, Insecta, Lepidoptera, Nymphalidae.